CCUGUUGCUCGGCAACCGCCGCUUACGAGCGCAACCUGAGAAGCGGCGGCCAACGGAAAGAAACGCCUUGAAUAUUUCAUCCAAGCGGCGUGAAGGCGAGCAGGGCUGCCCACGAGCGAAUGAGCAGGAUCCCGCCGCGGAAACAAGCUCCGAGUCCGAAACAGCUAGGAUGUGACAUCAUCAGAUCAUCAACAUGUCCAGCGAAGCCGAAGAGGCGGGCGGCGGCGGCAGCCCGGCGGCGGAGGCAGCCCUGCGGUGCAUCGUGUGUUUCGGGGGCUAUGACCUGGCGGCGCGGUUGCCGCGGCGACUGCACUGCGGCCACACCUUCUGCCAGGCAUGCGUAAAGCGACUGGACGCCGUCAUCAACGAGCAGGUAUGGAUCCCGUGUCCUCAGUGUCGCCAGAACACGCCCCGUCCCCGGGGGGGAGCCGCCGCACUGGACCUGGACUUGACCUGCUUCCUGGCCCUCAAGACGCACGCCCACUCUGCCCCUUGCGUCGCCGAGGCGUCGUCCAGCGGCGAGGGGACGGCGGGCGGGAAGACCGCUUGGGCGGGGAAGGACGCAGCCGAGGCGUGGUCGCACAGGGGCCUCGCCCAGCCACGCUUUCAAAGCCACGGCGGGUGCUGCAAGCCGCUUUCCUAUUGGCUGUGCUGCUGCUGCUGCCGCAUGGGGCGGGGCUAAAACAAGGGGCGGGGUCAGACCAUCAUUGAGACCGUUCUUAUCGUACGCUAACUUGACUUGAAUUCCAAGCCCCGAUCGGCUUUCACAUUGACAGCGAACGGCCGGACUUCCGAUUUCAAAGAAAUCAAUUGAAUGAGA
This is a messenger RNA of Syngnathus acus (greater pipefish), 820 nucleotides long. RefSeq lists its product as uncharacterized. Bases 194 to 682 code for a protein of 162 amino acids. The transcript has 3 exons. The record is from RefSeq and is a predicted model, not a curated record. NCBI's taxonomy places the organism in Eukaryota, Metazoa, Chordata, Actinopteri, Syngnathiformes, Syngnathidae.